Cyclocybe aegerita is the source of this 1266-nucleotide messenger RNA. NCBI's taxonomy places the organism in Eukaryota, Fungi, Basidiomycota, Agaricomycetes, Agaricales, Hemipholiotaceae. The record is from the annotation of a GenBank genome assembly.
AUGGAACGCGUAUUCAUUUUCAAGACUGUGUCAAUGACCGAACUUGACCGCGAGAGGAACAUGAUAAAGAAAGAACGACGCGCCAAUCGCGCAUAUAUAUACAUAGCUCGACUCGUGAUCAUUUCGAACGCCCUUGCACAACGCGCUUUCCCAACUACUCUCUCAUUCCUCUCUCCGUCGUGCCUCCAAGUUCUUGUACCACUCUAUUCUGGAACUCGAGUACCGCGGCCGGUCGCGAUGUUCAGUUUAAAUGAACCUGCGACCCCUCCUCCGACGAUCGAGGUGUGGCACCUCUUACCUCUCGCCUAUCAACGUCUGGCGCCUGGUGCGAAUUCGUACGGUACGUUUAUAGCACCGCCGAGCAUGUUGGCUGUGCUCGCGAUGCAGUGCAGGCGCACAGUGACUCUAUUAAAGCCGCACUCGCCUCAGAGGAAUUCUAAUCUUCCUUCCCCCACUUGCUGUGUUGAAAUCGAGGUGCUUCGGGGGAAAGCAGCAAUGACUCGGUUAGAUAUCGUCGACGAAAUUGAUCAGGCUUUUGAGCAACAUUUUGGCAUUAGCGCGAAGUUCAUUAGCGACAGCAUUCACUGUCUAAAUCCCUUUGAUCCGCAGGAAGAUACCAAUGACAGAAUUGAACAGGCUAUAACUCGAUAUAUGCGCUAUAGCGAAAGCUUCAUUAGUGACGUGAUUCGCCGUCUGAACCUCUCCAAUCCACAGGAAGAUGUCAUCGACAGAAUCAAACAGGCUGUCGAUCGUUAUUUUUGUGCUAAGAUCUGUGACAUGAUUGACCGCUCGCUCCUCCUCGAUCCACCCGACGUGUGUAAAGUUUCUCGCAGGGAAGACAACAGCUCCGGUGCAGAUAUUGAAGACUCGUGUCAUGAUUACCCAAUGAAUGUAGAAAUGUUCUCCAACGCUCAAAAUAUGUCAAUAUGCGACACAGUCAUUAACAAUGCUGGGCGUGAUAUAAUAAUUAACAAUCACAACACGUAUUGUGACUCGGAACCGUCUUCUCGGAGUGUUCUAUCUCAAUUCUCCAAUUUCUUCUCGAGUGCUAGAUCGCAUAUCUUUCAGGCCGCGGAAGUGCUCAGGUCUAUGCUACCAUCUGGUCUUUCAACAACGCCCGAAAUACACUUGGAGGAAAAGGUUGCCGAAGAUGCCCUCAAAUAUCCACCUUUGCUGCAUGCCAAGAUCCUCUUGAGCAAAACUUCCCUGUGUAUACAGGGAUUCGUAUCCCAGACACUGACGAGUGUUCGAUAUUCAUUUUUCUGA